Molecule: messenger RNA, 3929 nt
Organism: Pimephales promelas (fathead minnow)
Lineage: Eukaryota; Metazoa; Chordata; Actinopteri; Cypriniformes; Leuciscidae
Gene: uhrf2
Product: ubiquitin like with PHD and ring finger domains 2
Biological process (GO): negative regulation of gene expression via chromosomal CpG island methylation; protein ubiquitination
Molecular function (GO): ubiquitin protein ligase activity; protein binding
Source: RefSeq, a predicted model, not a curated record
GUUCGCGAGACGCGCGUUUCCCCCGCAGAGAGAGAGGAGCGCGCAUGGAUCCCUGAGAGCGCGCUCGCUCGCGCGCACACACGCCCCCGACGCCCCCCCCCAAAACACACGCACUUUUCGACGCUCGCUCGGUGUGUUUUCGACGCUCGUCGAUCGAUCGCGAUGUGGAUUCAGAUCCGGACGAUCGACGGGAAAGAAACGCGCACGGUGGAGGAUCUUUCGCGCCUCACGAAGAUCGAGUCCCUGCGCGCGAAGAUCCGCGACAUCUUCGACGUGAAGCCCGAGCAACAGAGACUCUUCUACCGGGGAAAACAGAUGGAAGAUGGUCAGACUCUCUUUGAUUACAACGUCGGCCUGAACGACAUCGUCCAGCUUCUGAUUCGCUCUCAGUCUGACCCGCCGGAAAGCCCCGCCCUCAACAACGGGCAGGGUGUGGCCUGUGUCGUAGCUCCACCCCUAACCACGUCUGUCCCAGCCUCAGCCACACCCACCACAACAGCCGUUUCCCCGACAACCGUCUCCAACAGCAAUGGAAACGAUUCCAAAUCCCUCAUCCCAGAGUCGGACAGUGAGCCGUCCACAUCCAGCCGAACAUUCCUCCUCGAUCCCGGGAUCGGGCACUUCAAAGUGAAUGAGUUGGUGGACUGCAGAGACGUCAGUAUCGGCGCCUGGUUUGAAGGCGUCAUUGAUAAAGUCACUCCUGCUUGUAAAGGACAGAACAGGGUGGGCCGACCCAGCAAACGCACCAAUGGCAAACUGGAGUCUGAGGCGAACGCCGACUCUACCAGCACCCCAGAGAAAGGGUUAAACUUGGACAACAGCCAAUCCACAACCUCCAAAACAGAUUCAGCAAACAGCCGCCAGGAUGUCUCGUACCACAUUAAAUAUGAAGAUUACCCGGAGAACGGCGUGGUGGCGAUGAGCCCAGAUGACGUGCGCCCGCGGGCCAGAACUCUUCUGCGCUUUGACCAGCUCCAGGUGGGAGAUGUGGUGAUGGUCAACUAUAACCUGGAGCUUCCCGAGGAGCGAGGCUUCUGGUACGACGCCGAGAUCUUGACUCUGAACGCCGUCUCGCGCACCAACAAAGAGAUCCACGUCAAGAUCCUGCUGGGAGGUCCGGGCGAUGUGAUUGGUGACUGUAAGCUGCAGUUUCUGGAUGAGAUUUACCGGAUAGAGAAACCCGGAGCACCAGCACUGUCUUCGUCUGAUGGCCCGUUCAAACGGAAGAGCGGGCCGGAGUGUAAGCACUGUAAAGCGGACCCCGACACCGAGUGCCGGUUCUGCUCGUGUUGUGUGUGUGGAGGGAAGCAAGACGCUCACAUGCAGCUCCUGUGUGACGAGUGUAACAUGGCCUUCCACAUUUACUGUCUGAACCCUCCACUGUCCUCCAUACCUGAGGAUGAAGACUGGUAUUGCCCCACCUGCAAGAACGACAGCAGUGAAGUGGUUAAAGCCGGAGAGAAACUCCGAACCAGCAAGAAGAAAUCCAAGAUGCCGUCGGCUACAACAGAGAGCCAGAGAGACUGGGGCAAGGGUAUGGCGUGUGUGGGCCGCACUAAAGAAUGCACGAUUGUCCCCUCCAAUCACUACGGCCCAGUUCCUGGCGUUCCCGUCGGAACCACGUGGAAGUUUCGUGUUCAGGUGAGCGAGGCGGGCGUGCACAGGCCUCACGUCGGAGGGAUUCACGGGCGCAGUAACGACGGCUCAUACUCGCUGGUGCUCGCCGGGGGCUUCGAAGAUGAAGUGGAUCGGGGUGACGAGUUCACCUACACCGGCAGUGGAGGUCGCGACCUCUCUGGGAACAAGCGUAUCGGCGAGCACUCGUUUGAUCAGACGCUAACACACAUGAACAGGGCUCUGGCACUGAACUGUGAUGCCCCCCUGAAUGACAAGGACGGGGCCGAGUCACGCAACUGGCGAGCGGGAAAACCGGUGCGAGUGAUCCGAAGCUCCAAGGGUCGACGCAUCAGCAAAUACGCCCCGGAGGAGGGGAACCGCUACGAUGGCAUUUAUAAGGUGGUAAAGUACUGGCCGGAGAUCGGGAAAUGUGGGUUUCUAGUGUGGCGAUACCUUCUCCGACGGGACGACCUGGAGCCGGCGCCCUGGACUCCUGAGGGAACCGAGCGCAGCAAGAAACUGGGCCUCAAAGUCCAGUAUCCUCCUGGGUAUCUGGAGGCAAUGGCCAAUAAGACGAAGCGUGAGGCGACGGUGCGAUCGGUGGGCGGAUCCACACACACACGGGGUAGGAAGAGAGGGAGACCCCGAUCCACUCGCCCGACCAAGAGACUCCAGGAGGAAGAGGAGGAGAAGCCUGUGCUGAACACAGAGGAAGAGCUGCAGAGCAAUGGGAGUCCAGACGCCCCUGAAGAACACAACACAAGUGUGUGCGAGGAGCAGGAGGAGCCACAGGUGAAGCGUCUGAAGGAAGUGGAAUCGUUCGUUCUGUCAGAACAGCAGCGGAAUCUGAUAGAGGAAGACGAACCCAACAGGAAGCUGUGGGAUGAAGCACUGAGCUUCCUCACAGAGGGACCGAACUUCCUGCGUAAGGUGGAGCAGAUGUUCAUGUGUGUGUGUUGUCAGGAAUUAUCCUUCCAGCCCGUCACCACUGAGUGUACUCACACGGUCUGCAAGUCGUGUCUGCAGAGGUCGUUCCGUGCUGAAGUCUUCACCUGCCCCGCCUGCCGCCACGACCUGGGCAGAGAUUACGCCAUGAGCCUCAACAAAACCCUCCAGCUGCUCCUGGAUCAGUUCUUCCCCGGAUACAGCAAAGGACGAUGAGUCUGAUCCUCAACAUACGGACAAAGAUCCACACUCGCACGCACACACACACACACACACACACAGUCCCCCAUCAGCACCAGCCUGGCAUUUGUACCACAUGACCGCAAACCCAACGGAUGCUGGGUCAUGUGACUCGAUCGUGUGUCCAUCAUGAACAUCAUCACGUCUGGAUCGACUGAGAAUCAACCAGAAACGACAAACUUCUCAGAAUCAGUGAUGCGUUGAAGCGAGCGCUCCUCGUGAGUCCUGUCAGAAACACGUCGCCUAAAAACAUCAUAUUCCGCACACAGAAACUAUUAUCUGCAUAGUGACACACAAACACAGUUCCUCCCAAACUCUUAUUAACCUGUCCAGAUGUUUUUAUUUCGUAUCAGUGAUUUUACUUUGAUUCUAUCGACUGUAAAACAGAUUUUUUUUUGUUAAUAAAACAAGCAUUAGAGGCAGUGUAUCGAAUACAACGUGUAAAUGCUUUUAAUAUGGAUCGUUUUUAUAUGUACUUUUAAUAUUUUAAAUGUAUAAAUACAAUUGAAUAAAUAAUAUAUCAGUUUUUGACAUAUUAAUGGGGGUCAAAAUGUGUUUGAAUUGAAUGAAAAUAAUGUCGCUAAUCAGAAUAUCUCGGGGGGGUUUCUGAACGCGCGUGUUUCUGAAGUGGAGUCCGAGCCGAUGUUGUGUUCGGGUCAUGAGAAGAGUGUGUUCGCUGAGAAUCUGUUCGGAUCUGUGUUUCUUCAGGCUUCGAGCAAACGUUCGUUUAGCUGACGUGUUCGUCUGUUUGCCGAGUGUUGUUCGUUGCUUGGCCUGUUUGUCCUCUUUUCGUGGUGACGUCCUUUUUCUCUAAAGAUUUUUGCUUUUGUUUUUCAGGAAAUGUAAAUGUAAAAUGUUUAAAGAUUAUCCAGACUCAGAAUCUCUGGUUUGGUCUGGUGUGUGUGAUCCUCUCUUCUGCUCUGCUUCAGCUUUACUGUGGUGUUUCAUGUUUUCUUGCACUUAUUACUGGAGAUGGGUUUAAGUUCCUCCUGUCAUUACUGUCGACUAUCGCCGCUCCUCCUCCAGUGUGGUUAAUCCCAGCAGACACAUCGCUUCCAAUUGUGAUUCCAAAUUUUAUACAUGGUAUAAUACUUGUUAUGUACUUAUUAAAUAUUUUGAUUCCAGAA